This is a messenger RNA of Harpegnathos saltator (Jerdon's jumping ant), 1240 nucleotides long. RefSeq names its product cyclin H (gene CycH). Gene Ontology annotation, molecular function: cyclin-dependent protein serine/threonine kinase regulator activity. Gene Ontology annotation, cellular component: transcription factor TFIIK complex. Gene Ontology annotation, biological process: DNA-templated transcription; regulation of transcription by RNA polymerase II. The record is from RefSeq and is a predicted model, not a curated record. The coding region runs from base 229 to 1224 and encodes 331 amino acids. Lineage: Eukaryota; Metazoa; Arthropoda; Insecta; Hymenoptera; Formicidae. The transcript is spliced from 6 exons.
UCACUUUAACUUAUUACACCAGUUCAACAGUGCAGUUACAAAGAACAGAUCACUGGUAUCAUUAGAUGCGGAACCACGUGAAUCUGUAUCCCUCAAAGAGAGUUGUAGAAAGAAAGAAGAUAAAAUCUGUGAAACUGAAUACCGACUUGUAUAUAAAUCCUAAAGAUUGCCGAAUUUGUUUUUAUAUUAUUAUAUAUAUAUUUCUUCAAUCAUACAUAUACGAUAAGGAUGUUUCCACAAAGUACACAAAAGAAAUGCUGGAUGUUCAGCGACGAAACCGAAUUAACUACAUUGAGAGAGAAAACUAACGCUGACUUUAUUGCAAAACAUGGAACUAACAUGACUGCAGAACAAAAGGAAGAACAUUUCCUUUCACAUACAGAAGAACGUACAUUACUUCGAUUCUAUGAAUUGCAAUUGAGGGACUUUUGUCGACGUUUCAACCCACCAAUGCCACGUGCUACCAUAGCUACUGCCUUACACUAUUUUAAAAGGUUUUAUCUUGGAAACAGUGUAAUGGAUUAUCAUCCAAAAGAAAUCUUGGUUACUUGUGUUUACCUAGCGUGCAAAGUUGAAGAAUUUAAUGUUUCAAUAUCCCAAUUUGUAGCAAAUAUUAAAGGAGAUAGAGGAAAAGCAUCUGAUAUUAUUCUAAAUAAUGAAUUGCUUCUAAUGCAGCAAUUGAAUUAUAAUCUCACUGUUCAUAAUCCAUUUAGACCUGUGGAAGGAAUAAUGAUUGAUAUAAAGACAAGGUAUUCAGGUUUAGAUAAUCCUGAAAAAUUAAGGCCAUAUAUAGAUGACUUUUUAGAAAGGAUUUUCCUGACAGACAGUGUCCUUCUUUAUGCUCCAAGUCAGGUUGCAUUGGCUGCAACUUUACAUGCAGUAUCCAAAGCUUCUGCAAGCUUAGACAACUAUGUUACUGACAUAUUGUUUGCAAGGGAGCAGUUAGGCAGAAUUAUAGAAUCUGUUCGCAAAAUGCGUUCAAUGGCUGCCAAAUCUGUACCUCCAUCACGAGAAGUAGUAAGAGCAUUAGAAAAGAAAUUAGAUAAAUGUAGGAAUCAAGAAAAUAAUCCUGACAGUGAAAUAUACAAACAAAGAAUGCAAGAAAUGCUAGAUGAAGAAGAUCUGCAGGACAAUGAGAGAUAUGCAAAAAUUAUUCAAGAUCAAGCAGCACAUGAUGAAAAAAUUUUGGGAGUUGGUAAAAUACUAUCUCCUUCUGCUGUGUAAUAAUAAACAUAAAUUU